AUGGCUUCCAUGCCCAGAAUCAUUCUCAGAGACCAUAGAAUUGGAUCAUUCAAUGCGAUUCUUAAGCCAAAUUAUACUUAUCUCCCUCGGAGAAACUUUGUUAAUAGCCAUUUAGACGUGAGAAGCGAUUUUGGGAGAAGCUGUGCAGUUAGAAGUGAGUUGCGGAGCUCAAAUUCGAUUGUUGCGGCUGCUAGAUUCCCUAUAGAUCCUCUGAGUUCUAAAAGGAACUCACAAAUAUUGUGCUCAGCUACAACAAACAUUUCUGGAGAUAUUCCUGAAAGUUCCGGGGGCCUGAGCCAGUAUGAGAAAGCUAUUGAAACUUUAACCACUCUUUUUCCCCUGUGGGUCAUUUUGGGGGCUAUCCUCGGUAUUUACAAGCCAGCUGCUGUAACUUGGUUGGAGACAGACCUUUUUACUCUUGGCUUGGGUUUCCUCAUGCUCUCUAUGGGUUUGACAUUGACAUUUGAUGAUUUCAAACGAUGUCUGCGAAACCCGUGGACUGUGGGUGUGGGGUUUCUUGCACAAUAUUUUGUGAAGCCCUUGCUAGGCUUUGCCAUUGCAAUGUCCCUAAAACUUUCGGCUCCUCUUGCAACGGGUCUUAUUUUGGUCUCAUGCUGUCCUGGAGGCCAGGCAUCAAAUGUUGCAACAUACAUAUCCAAGGGAAACGUUGCUCUCUCUGUUCUAAUGACAACGUGUUCAACUAUCGGAGCUAUUAUUAUGACCCCACUUCUAACAAAGCUUCUAGCUGGUCAACUUGUUCCAGUUGAUGCUGCUGGCCUGGCAAUAAGCACCUUUCAGGUUGUUUUAGUCCCUACAAUUGUGGGAGUUUUGGCAAAUGAGUUUUUCCCCAAGUUCACUUCAAAGAUAAUCACGGUCACACCUUUGAUAGGAGUUAUCUUGACCACUCUCCUUUGUGCAAGCCCAAUAGGGCAAGUUUCGGAGGUCUUAAAAACUCAAGGAGCACAAUUGAUAUUGCCAGUUCUUGCUCUACAUGCUGCUGCAUUUGCUAUUGGUUAUUGGAUUUCAAAAACAUCAUUUGGCGAAUCCACAUCACGUACAAUAUCGAUUGAGUGUGGGAUGCAGAGUUCUGCGCUUGGAUUCUUGCUUGCUCAGAAACACUUCACAAACCCCCUUGUGGCUGUUCCUUCUGCUGUCAGUGUUGUCUGCAUGGCGCUUGGUGGGAGUGCCCUAGCUGUGUAUUGGAGGAAUACUCCAAUUCCCAUUGAUGACAAAGAUGACUUCAAGGAAUGA
Lathyrus sativus (Indian pea) is the source of this 1251-nucleotide messenger RNA. NCBI's taxonomy places the organism in Eukaryota, Viridiplantae, Streptophyta, Magnoliopsida, Fabales, Fabaceae. The record is from the annotation of a GenBank genome assembly.